AUGGAAUUAGAAACUACUAUAAUGAAGAAGAGUGAAAUUUAAAGUGGGGGAAGUGCCUCAUCAAGAUAUCUAGGGAAGGAUGUUGAAGUAUCUGUCACUAGCUCGAAUAUCAUAAAGUUUCUGUAAUGGCUUUAUAUAUUAAUGUUUGAUAUUGGGAAGUAAUAGAAAACAGUUGAUGAUUAAAAUGACUAGAAAAUAAGAUUACAUUACUAAUUAGAAGAUGAAUAUACAUAAAUUCAUUAACAAGAUGUAAGAAAUUACAGGAGUAUUAACAGAUUAGGAGUCUCACAAUAGACCUUGAAACAAAUGCACAAGAUUGGAGUAGAAACUUUGGAUGUAAAGACAAGUUAUCUUAAAGAAAUAAGGAUAGGUGAGAUGAUCGAGAAGGAUGACGAAUACAUAUAUUGCUACAAUAAGCCAUCUCAUAUGGUUUUUUCAACCUAACAAAAUAUGACAAAAAUUGAGAUGGAGAAACUUUAUGAACUAUUGAAGUUUAAGGUAUUUAUUUCGAAGAGCUUAUAUUUCUUGGUUAAAAUGUCCCACAUUUUAUAUCUAUCCAAAGUGUUUUCUUAAAUUCCUUCAUCUGAAAUAAUUACUGUAAUAAUGUAAUGCAAAGGUACUGAAUCAAUAGGUGCCUUAAAGAUCUUUAAGAUAUGCAGAUGA
This is a messenger RNA of Paramecium octaurelia, 663 nucleotides long. NCBI's taxonomy places the organism in Eukaryota, Ciliophora, Oligohymenophorea, Peniculida, Parameciidae. The record is from the annotation of a GenBank genome assembly.